AUGAUCAUCAUCUACUAUUUCAUAUUUAUUUCAAGCGUUUAUUCACUUCAACUUGAUAUACGUUAUCCACAAUUCUUCCACCAGUCCGCACGUGAUUCGACUGUGGAAAUUAGCGAAGGAAAAGUAGCAGGCAGUUUCAUUGCAUUUAUCAAUUUAAUCAACGAAACGAAUCUGACGUUGAACGAAUGGAUAUUGAAUACAACGAAUUCUGAUUUCAAGGUCCAAUCGAAUGGAAUCUCUUAUGUAUUAAUCAACACGCAAACCCUCGAUCGUGAACGAGAAAAUUUCUAUGAUUUUUCGAUUGUUGCUCAACAUCUGAUUCCGCCAUUUGAGAAAGUUUCGCGAAAUAUUCGUAUUCGCAUACUCGAUAUCAACGAUUGUACACCGACAUUCAAUCAAACAAAAUACCAAACCACUCUCGUGCCCAAUGAAACAACAUUCACUGUCACGGCAUUUGAUGGCGAUGAGCCAAAUACUGACAAUAGUCGAAUAUCAUAUUCGUUAUCGAAUUAUCAAGAUCUCUUUCGUAUCAAUGAAGUCACCGGUCUAAUCGAAUGUAUUAAAAAUCUAGAAACAUAUGAACGCUAUGAAAUCAUCGUCGUUGCACGUGAUCAUGGUAAACCGCCGCUGUCAUCGACGGCAUUAGUACAAAUUCAAUUGGCUUCCAGGAAAUUAGAUAAACCCAAAUCAACAUCAUCAGCAUCGUGGUUUUCGAUGAAUCAAAGUCCAGAGAAUGUGUUCAUCUUAGCUGGAAUUUUAUCAAGCUGUUUGGUAUUUCUAUGUCUAUUAGUAUGUUUAGUAUGUUGUGUUAAUUAUAAACUUAAACGACGAAAGGACGGAAGUUUAACAGAAAAGAAAUUCUCAUCUACAACAUCGAUCAAUUCAAAUAAUGAUUUUCAACAAGCGUCAGUUUAUGAUGCAAUCAACAUGUUUCCAAAUACGUACUAUUUACCUGUUAAACAACAGAAUGAUUUUAUGGAAAAUGUCAAUAACUCGAAUAAUAAUGAACUUUCAUUACAAAUUCCUCAUUCAUCGUCGACAACAAGUAGUCCAAUAUCAGGCGGCAAUGAUCACGGUACGAAAAUCGGCUCCGAUGAUGGCUGUUAUUGCUCAAGUGAUAUGUCAUCUGAACAAUCGAAUAAUGUACUUCUACUUAAUCCUUCAUCACUUCGAUUGUCAAGUUUUAAAUUAACAUCGAAACAAGUUCGUUUCAACGAACAAAAUCAUCAUAUCGAUGGUGUUUUGAAACGUUUUGAAGAUCUCUAUGAAUCACAAACGAACAUAGACCCUUGUGCUUCCUACGUUUAA
Messenger RNA from Adineta ricciae, 1308 nucleotides. The record is from the annotation of a GenBank genome assembly. Lineage: Eukaryota; Metazoa; Rotifera; Eurotatoria; Adinetida; Adinetidae.